GCAGACAUGAUUUUUUUAUUUUAUUUUAUUUUUAUCUUCUUUUCUUCACUGAAUGACUUUCACAUGGAUUCAGUAGACAAAAAAGAGUCAACCAAUGCAAAUAAAUCAACAGCAGAAAAACCUAAUAGCACUUUGCCCGACUCUAUAUCCUUAUUACAAUCCUCCGAAAGAGCGAAUGCAGCUCCUGUCACUGUAAGUGCAGUUACAACUUCAGCCGAAAUUACUCCUCCUUGUGCCAAACUUAAAAGUGUUCCCAUUCCUCAACCACUCAUUUUGAAGCGUCGUACUAGUAAAUCGUCUAUUUAUUCUACCGAGGAACUAUCAACUAAACUUAAUACUCCUAUUUAUGCGGAUUCUCAUUUCCCUACUUCACCUACCAAUUCACUUCCAGGAGACUAUCGAAGGUCAUUAUUGGCUGAUGUUGAAUACAGUAGUAGUCCUGGCAGUGAAUUGAACGAGAUACCCCAUGCACGUUCACCACCUCGAUACGCAAGCCCGCCUGCUGGUAGUGGAGGCAAGUAUAUGGUACGAUCAAAACGAACCAGCUGGAUCGAUGGUUCUUCUUCCAUCUCUCAUGACUCAACUCCCUCAACAACACCAACUACAAAACCCAUCUUAAUUCCCCCUCUUGCAUCAAAACAAGAAGAUAGUAGUUCUCUUAAAUCAGGUUCUUUAUCUAAAUUACGUGAAGAUAGACAGCAUCAGCAUAUACCACCUAGGCGAGAAAAUUCAUUGGACAGUACAACAGUAUCAGCUUCUUCGUCUACUACAGAUAAUUCAGCACAUUCUUUUUUGCUCUUUAAACAACGAAAACAAUCUGAUGAUCCAGAUAUGGAAGAAUUUGAGAGAAAAAGAUCAUUAAUACGUGAAAGAAAGACAUCUAUUUCUUCUAUUAUUACAGAUUCAAGUUUAGCAAGUGAGGAUAUGUAUUCACCAUUAUCUUCUCCACACCGUUAUAAUAAGUCAAGUGCUGGUAGUGCUACAGGCCCACGAUCUGCUUCAGCAUCACCUUUAGUUACACACACACUCAGUUCAAGUUCAACUCCACAUACUCCACAUGUUAGUUCCCAAAAAACUAAGCGUCGAUCUUCUAUGAGCAUGCUUCGAAACAUACCCAGCUCUGAACUUGCCGAUAUCAUUAAUGGGCAUUCUCCUAAUCCCAUUUUAGAAACACCUCCUGCUGAUCUAAUUAAUGGCAUUCAACACCCUUUAGCAAAGGUUGAGCAACAACGUACAGAUGUAGAAGCUAUAUCACCAGAAGGUGUACCUAUUUAUCAGCACUCUUUACAUUCCUUACUACGAAAACAGUUAUCAAGUAAACGAAAAUCCUUACGUAAUAAACCAAGGUUGCAAGAAGCUGAUAAGGAUGUUGUUGAAAUGAAUUUGGAUUCUGGUCUACCUACUGAAAUGGCAUCACAACCGUCAUAUGAUGUACCUCUUAUAGAAGACAUGAAAAGUCCCUUAUACCCUGCUAUGUUAUUAAAUGAGUCACAAACAGCGAAUACUAAUCAAGUACAACACAGUAGUCAAUCUUCAAUGGACUGGAACCCUAAUGAUUAUUUUAGCACUGAGUUAUUAAGAGGUGCGCCCACAACUUCUACAUCAGAAAUAACAACCAACUAUCGACCACCAUUGCUAAUAACUUCUUCAUUUUAUGGAGAAGAACGUGGAUCUGAUGAAGAUUAUGCUAAAAAAUUGUUUAUGUCACGAUCUGCUAAAGUCAAACGAUGGUGUAGCCUUAAAGAAAAAUCUAAAGAUGUCACAGCUACAACAGCUAUACAACCAUCUCAAGAUCGACGCUAUUCAACUACAAGUCUGAUGCGUCUUUAUGAUGGAACACCCAAAAUCCUCGUCACUGGUACUGAUGGUGCAGAAGAAAAUACUGAAAUGGUAAACACAAUUCCAUGGGUUGACUGGCUUGAAGAAUAUAAAAUUAUUAAAGCCCAGGAGAUCCGUCGUCGAUCCUCUUCACAAAGCUCCAACUCGAAUACAUCUGUUGUAAACCGUGUUUUGACGAACUGGUGGCAAAAUGUGAAGACAAGUGCUGAACAUUUUUCACAACGGAAGCAGCCUCAGCGUUUACAAUCGACCAAGUCAACACCAACGAUUAAAGAGACAACAAUUGAGCACAAAAAACCUAUUACCCAAUCUAAACGUGUUGGUUAUCGAUUUGAUAACCCUGGCCAAACAACAACUAUACAACAUUCGAUUCAAUCUCGUUUGAGUUUCGCAAAAGAGGCGUGUGAUACAGAGCUUCGUUUGAUCAUUGAUGGGCUCAAUGAGUAUGUUGAACGAGGUUUACAGUAUGUAGAAAACAUGGAUGAAGUACCUGAUGAGGAGGAGCAUUCAGAAGAAGAAGAAGUAUCUAGUGCUUUACCUAGUGUAGUAGAAAUGGAUGAAGAGGAAUUAACUAAUCAUUUACCCCAUAAGCGAACCCUUUCUUCCACUUCAGAUGAUGAACCUGUAGUAGCUCUUAUCUCUGAAGACUCAUACUUACCAACGCCUUUUAUUUUGACCUUGCAGGAUUUGAUUUCCGUAGCUCAAAGCGUGAUGGAUACAUCAUUAGAUGAGAUUUUGGAAACAGAGGGAGCAUGUGCAAAUGCUGUUUCACGAAUCCAAGCAGCUGGGGCACAAUGGGAUGAGCAUCCUGAAUGGCCUUGCCGUGAGUGGUAUGUGAGGUUGCUACUGAGUAUCGCAGCCCUUAAUCGUGUAGUAGAAUGGUGGGCAGCUGAAAAGUGGUUCUGGGCACCAAGCGAUAAUGAAGACGAUAUGGAAUCAAUACAGUACUCAAAGGAUGACGAAUCAGAUAUGUCAUUAGACCCAAAACAAUCUACUAAUGAAGAUGUAGAAAGUCUGCAAGAAGAAGCAGAACGUAGUCAAAGUUCGACGAUUAUUGUUGAGUUAAGCUUAGAAACAACUUUGAUAGAAUAUGUAAGCCCUGUUUGGUUAGAUGUAAUUGGGUCGAAUCCUCAGUCAGUAAUUGGUAAAAGCGUAAACCAAUUGUUAUCGGAUGAUGAUGGCCAAGUCUUCAGUGUAGCAACAGAAGAACUUUUAGCUGAUGAUUCUCAUACAGUGGAGGUUCGAUUCAAUAUUGUUGGCCACGAUAAUACACUUAUUGAAAUGGAAGGAAAAGGCAUGUUAAUGUACAAUCGUGUAACUGGUGAGCCCAGCCAUACUAUGUGGGUCAUAAAGCCAGUCAUGCCUCGUCGUUGGUCAAUACUACAUUGGCAACCACAAGAUGAAAUAGAAGAGGAAAAGGUGAUUAAGCGAAAUCGAUCUAAGUCUGAACCAGUCAUUGAAACACCUCCAUUUUUACCCUCAGUACCUGAAAUAAAUGAUGAAGAGGAUGAAGGAGCCAUUUCGUGUUCCAAGUUGUUAUCCCUGCCGCCCGUUUUAUGUCAUGUUUGUGAAAAAUGGGUGGUAGCUGCCUAUUUUGAACAGCAUUCGGAAUUAUGUGUUGAAAUUCAUCAGAGUGAAAUGGAUAUUAAUGUGUGUAACGACAGUUUAAUGGAGCUUAAGCAAGUUAUCAACGAAAGAAUAGAGGCAACAAAACAGGAUAUUUCUGAUAUGGAAUCAGGUGUAUAUCAUUGUGAAGUAAAUGAUGAUAAAAAAGAUAAUGAAAGUGAUAAUGAUUCAAUCUUUGGUGAUUCUCUACCAUUGGAACCUGCGGCAGAUCCUCUAGAAUUGAAAAAAAUUGAUCUGGAACAGUACAAAGAUUUAAUAGAAAUUAUCGACGUUGCAUUAAGUAUAUCCAUGCCAGGGAGUGCUGAAGAUGAGACAACUUUACAGUCACCCCGUUCAAAAGACAAGAUGAUACAAAUUCUCUAUUGGCGUCCACCAACUACGAACGAUCCUACUGUGACUGCUCUUAUUAAGGAAGUUGAGGGCCUCGCACGUGGGAAAGUUGAUGCUGUCAACAGAAUGCGUGACCGACUCGAAUAUAACAAUAGAGCUCGAACAGAGUUCCAACAAAAUACCCAUCAAGAGCCGAACUGGACGGAAUUUAUAUCCAAGAAUCAAGAAGAAGUCACUCAGCCAAUAGUAAAAACUGAAAAGCCAAAGGGAUUUUUGAACCGUCUUAAAUCUUGGAAAAGACGGCAGUCAAAUGUUGUAAGUCGCAUAUCACAAAAGCUAAAAUCAAUAACACCUGAUGCAACACCGAUUUUUGAAGUAGAGACGAUUGAUACACCUCUGGGGUCACCUAACCUACGUCCAAAGAAUGAUAAGCAGGCUAUGGCAAAAUCUCCUCUUUCGCCAUUACAUGCGCCUAUUGCAUCACGUCCUACCUUUCCUAGCAUCAAGGAUUUUGAUAUUAUCAAGCCUAUUAGUAAGGGUGCAUUUGGUUCUGUAUUUUUGGCUAAAAAACGUACGACAGGUGAUUACUAUGCUAUUAAAUUUUUAAAGAAAUCAGAUAUGAUUGCCAAAAACCAAGUUACCAAUGUAAAGGCAGAACGUAUGAUUUUAAUGUCACAAACUGACAGCCCCUUUGUGACUAAACUAUAUUAUACGUUCCAAUCCAAAGAUUAUUUGUAUUUGGUACUCGAGUAUUUAAAUGGUGGAGAUUGUUCUGCUCUUAUUAAAGUAUUAGGAAGUUUACCUGAAGAUUGGGCACGUAAUUAUCUUGCUGAAGUGACAUUGGGUUUAGAAUACUUACAAAGCAAGAAUAUUAUUCAUCGGGAUUUGAAGCCAGAUAAUUUGUUGAUUGAUCAUAAUGGUCACUUAAAAUUAACUGAUUUUGGUUUAUCUAGAAUUGGUUUCUUGGAUCGUCGUGUUCGUGAUGAAUUGACUACAGUUUCUUGUCAUGAACAGGACCAGCCCCAAUCUCCUGCUCCUUCUAGGUCAGGUACGCCUCCUCAAUCGCCUACUAUUGAAUUUCCUACAACUCCCAAUGGUGCUUACCGACACUCUUAUUUUAGUCUUUUAUUUGAUCAGUACGAACCAACUGAUGACGCCAUAGCAAAUCAAUCGAUGUCUUCAGAGACACGGAAUAAUACACAUCAUCGUCAUUUAUCUGCCGCUAUUUCAGAAUCGUUUUCUUCAAGCAUGAACAAAAACUGUAAAGAUAACAGCACACGACAUGCUGUUGGUACACCUGAUUAUUUAGCACCAGAGAGUAUUUUGGGUACUGGACAGGAUUCUAUGGUUGAUUGGUGGGCAUUAGGCGUUAUUUGUUAUGAGUUUUUAUAUGGAAUUCCUCCAUUUUAUGCAGAUACUCCUGAUAAAGUCUUUGAGAAUAUUCUUUCUAGACGUAUUGAUUGGCAUGAGGAUGAAGUUCAAAUUUCUCCUGAAGCGAGAGACUUUAUGGAAAAAUUAAUGACAUUAGAUCCUGAGAAAAGACUAGGUUAUAAUGGGGCGAAAGAAGUAAAAGAACAUCCUUUCUUUAAAGACAUUCAUUGGGACACUUUACUGACUGAAUCACCAUCCUUUAUUCCUCAACCCGCUGAUGUAGAAGAUACAGAUUAUUUCGAUGCCCGUGGAGCUACUAUGCAGAAUGCACCUGAGGAAAUAACUGCACAAGUGGAACGAGCUAAAGCCAUUAUUAAAGAGCAAAACCCUGAAAAAAUUGAUAAUGAUACCACCAAUUUUGGGACGUUCACGUACAAAAACUUGCCUGUUUUAGAAAAAGCUAAUGAAGAUAUGAUACGUAAAAUACGGCAUGAUAGUAUCAGUGAUGGCUUAUCUCCAAACCCAAUACAUAAUCGCAGUAAACAUCUCACCAAGAAUAGUCAUUUGUCGCAAGAUGUAACACCCACAAGCUCCUCUUCAUCUUCAAGUACACCGUUAACAAUGUCACCUUCUAUUUCUUGUAGACCAUUUGUAUCAAAAAGACAAGCGAAGCAUUCUGAAAAUUCAAGUGUAUCUUCAUCUAAGGAUGGGACCCCUCAACGUUCCCGAUCUUUAUCAACGCCAUCUAUUGACCCAUGUAAGGCUGCCGCUGCAGUCGCUGCGGUAGGUAAUAAAGCGCGAUCAUCCGAACAUAAUAAGCCUCUUGCUUGUCUUGUAGUAGAUGAUAAUCCAAUUAGCUGUAAAAUCUUAGAAACCAUUUUACGAACACUUCACUGUAGAUGUGUAAUUGUGAGGAAUGGUGCACAGGCUAUUCGUACUGCUAUGAGUGAUGUUCAAUAUGAUAUCAUAUUUAUGGACAUUCGAAUGCCUAUAAUCGAUGGAGAAACGGCGGCACGAAUGAUCAAGAGUACGAAUAACAGCAAUAGAGAAACACCUAUUAUUGCUGUGACGGCAUAUGAGAAAACAGUUCAAUUAGCAGGGGCAUUUGAUGAUAUUUUAAUUAAACCAGUAACUAAAGAUUUAAUACGACAAAGAAUACAAAAGUUUUGUAAGACAAUGAACCAUGAAACAUCAACCAGCAAUUUAUCAUAAAAAAAGUACUCAU
Molecule: messenger RNA, 6391 nt
Organism: Cokeromyces recurvatus
Lineage: Eukaryota; Fungi; Mucoromycota; Mucoromycetes; Mucorales; Mucoraceae
Exons: 6
Coding region: 7-6378 (2123 amino acids)
Biological process (GO): peptidyl-serine phosphorylation; phosphorelay signal transduction system
Cellular component (GO): nucleus; cytoplasm
Molecular function (GO): ATP binding; protein serine/threonine kinase activity
Source: RefSeq, a predicted model, not a curated record